UUGCCAUCCUCUUUCUCCUCCCACCCCCGGUCCCCAUCAGUGCUGAGCUCCGCUUCCUUCUCGGCUCCUACUCUCCUUCUCUAGCUCCCCAGGAUGGUGCUGAUCGGCAGUAUCGCUCCCCGCACGGUGCUCCCGGCUCUGUGCCUCCUGCUCCCCGCCCUCCUCCUACUGACCGGGACCGACGGGGACAGCUUCCCCCAGCAGCACACGAUGCAGUUUUGGGCCAAAAGGUUGGAACAGGAGUUUGACAGAGUCAUGCGAAUUUUCGGUGGAAGCCAACAGCUGCGAGGGCUCUAUAACGAUAAAAGAAAUCUGUUUGAGGUAAAGGAAAACGUGCCACGUAAGCUGGUGGAGAAGGUGGCCGGUGACAUUGAGAGUCUCCUUGCCAAGAAAGUGCGCGCUCUGAGGAGACUGGCUGAGGCUGCGGAGAAGUUCCAGAAGGCUCACCGCUGGCAGGAUAACAUAAGGGAAGAAGAUAUUGAAUAUUAUGAUUCCAAGGCAGACACGGAAUAUGAAGACCUGGAGGGGGAGGAGGAACCCAAAGAACCCACACACUCCUUAAAGAUUGACUUUGCGGAUGAUCCCAAUUUUAAGGCGAAAGUGAAUUACAAUUACACAGCAGUGCAGAUCCCCACGGACAUCUACAAGGGCUCUACAGUCAUCCUGAAUGAGCUCAACUGGACAGAUGCCCUAGAAGAUGUCUUCAUCCAAAACCGCUUGGAGGACCCAACGCUACUGUGGCAAGUCUUUGGUAGCGCCACCGGAGUCACCCGUUAUUACCCAGCCACACCUUGGAGGGCCCCCAGCAAGAUCGACCUGUACGAUGUCCGUAGGAGACCAUGGUACAUACAGGGAGCCUCCUCGCCAAAGGACAUGGUGAUCAUCGUUGAUGUAAGUGGCAGUGUAAGUGGCCUUACUCUGAAGCUUAUGAAGACAUCUGUCAUGGAGAUGCUGGAUACUUUGUCUGAUGAUGACUACGUGACUGUCGCCUCGUUUCACGAGAAAGCAGACCCUGUCUCCUGCUUCAGGCAGUUGGUCCAGGCCAAUGUGAGGAAUAAAAAAGUGAUAAAGGAGGCCGUACAAGAAAUGGUGGCCAGAGGGACAACCGACUACAAGGCUGGAUUUGAGUAUGCUUUCAGCCAGCUGCAGAAUACCAGCAUCACCCGGGCCAAUUGUAACAAGAUGAUCAUGAUGUUCACAGAUGGGGGGGAGGAUCGCGUGCAAGAUGUGUUUGAGAAGUACAACUGGCCAAACAAAACUGUGCGGGUAUUUACUUUCUCUGUUGGGCAGCACAAUUAUGAUGUGACUCCUCUCCAGUGGAUGGCCUGUGCGAAUAAGGGUUACUAUUUUGAGAUCCCGUCUAUUGGAGCGAUCAGGAUUAACACUCAGGAGUACCUGGAUGUCCUUGGGCGCCCCAUGGUAUUGGCUGGAAAUGAAGCCAAGCAGGUUCAGUGGACUAACGUGUAUCAGGAUGCACUGGGUCUUGGAUUGGUGGUUACUGGAACUUUGCCUGUAUUUAACCUUACAGAGGAUUCAGGGAGUGCUGGGAAGAACCAGUUGAUUCUAGGGGUGAUGGGCAUUGAUGUUGCCUUGGAUGACAUCCGCAAGUUGAUGCCUCGAUAUAGUUUGGGAGCCAAUGGAUACAUGUUUGCCAUUGACCUGAAUGGAUAUGUUUUGCUGCAUCCCAACCUAAAGCCACAGAUCAUUAAUUUUCAGGAACCAGUUACUCUGGAUUUUCUGGAUGCUGAGCUGGAAGAUGAGAACAAAGAGGAGAUACGCAGGAAAAUGAUAGAUGGAUUGGAGGGUCAAAAAACUAUCCGCACGUUGGUGAAGUCGCUGGAUGAGAGAUACAUUGAUGAAGCCGAGAGAACGUAUACGUGGGCUCCCAUACACAGCACAAACUACAGCCUGGGUCUGGUGUUACCUCCAUACAGCUCCUAUUACCUCCGUGCAAAUCUGAUUGAUCAGAUUCUUCAGGUUCAGUAUUCUAACAAGAAAACUAAGGAUUUUGAAUCUUUGCUUCCUAACAACUUUGAAUUAGAGGGACGAGUAUUUCUGGCUCCGAGACAAUACUGCAAGGAGCUUGAACAGUCUGACAACAAUACUGAAUUUCUGGAGAAUUUUAUAUCAUUGAUGGAAAAAGUAACUCCAGAUUCUAAACACUGUGAUAGUUUUCUACUUCAUAAUUUGAUCUUGGACACUGGAAUUACUCGGGACUUGGCAGAUCGUGUGUGGAAAGACAAAGAUCUACUCACGUAUGGGCUGCUCGCGGUAUUUGCUGCCACUGAUGGAGGAAUAACAAGAGUUUUUCCCAACAAAGCUGCAGAUGAUUGGAUUGAAGAUUUGGAACCACACAAUGCCACAUACUACCGCAGGAGCCUGGAUAAUAAGGGCUAUAUCUUCAGGGCUCCCUACAAAGAAUCUGGGUACCGGCCCUCUGAGCUUGAGAAUAACACUGUUGGAAUCCUGGUGAGCACUGCUGUAGAGCUUGACAUCAUGGGCAAGAAGCUUAAACCUGCAGUGGUCGGGGUGAAGCUGGACCUGGAAUCUUGGGUGGAAAAGUUCAAAGUUCUGGCCAGUAACCAAUCGGAGCGGCACCCACAGGGACCACAUAAGUGCAGUCCCUCUGCCAGCUGCGAGAUGGACUGUGAUGUCAACGACGAGGAACUCCUGUGUGUGCUGAUUGAUGAUGGAGGAUUUCUGGUCAUGUCUAAUCAGCAGGACCACUGGUCUCAGGUUGGGAAGUUCUUCAGUGAAGUGGACCCCAAUCUCAUGUCUGCCCUGUAUAAUAACUCAUUCUACACAAGGAAGGAGUCCUAUGAUUACCAGUCUGUUUGUGCCCCCAAGACUGAGAGCAACAAAGGGGCAGCUCCUCGUGGAAUCUUUGUGCCAACCAUCGCCGAUGUCCUGAACCUGGCCUGGUUAACCUCAGCAGCGGCCUGGUCUCUGUUCCAGCAUCUUCUCGUCAGCGUCAUAUAUGGCAGUUGGCUGCAGGCAGAUGAUAUUGCAGCAGAGAAUAUGGAGCCCCGGGAAGCGAGUUGCAUCAUGAAGCAGACACAGUAUUACUUCGGCAACAUCAAUUCCACUUACUCAGCAGUCAUCGACUGUGGCCCUUGCUCCCGGUACUUUCACGCCCAGAGGCUUUCCAAUACAAACUUGCUGUUUGUGGUGGCAGAAAAGAUGAUUUGCAGUCAGUGUGACUCCAUGAAACUGGACCAGGCUGAGACUCGCUCGGAGGGGCCUGAGCAGUGCGAUCUGGUUCAGAUGCCACGUUACCGGAAAGGGCCACACAUGUGCUUUGACUACAACCCAAUGGAGGACACGUCAGACUGUGGCAGAGGAAACCUCUUCCGGCCGUCGUGGCUCUUACUGAUGUUACUCCAGUUCCUUAUCCAGUUUGUCUUGCCCCAUGGUUUCUGGUCAACCUUCAGUCGAGGCCUUUAGACGUAACACAAUCUCCUCCCUCUAUCACUGCGCCUUCCCGAGGCCUGUUUCCUGACGUGGUUACCAUGGCAACCAAAAGAACACCUCUCUUUCAUUGUGGGCUGAGUUACAAGAACAACCAGCACUUAUUUAGGAUGAUUUUACUGUGACAACUAAGAGACCUUCCUAUGCCAUCGGGAGAUAUUUGGCAACUAUUAAAAAAAAAAAAAAGAAAGAAAGAAACGCCAUCUUGGAUAGUGGCAGCAGUUACCAUGACAAUAAGUUUUAAUUCCUGUUGAUUGGGCAUGGCAACCACGGCAACUCUGAGGAUGUCCUGUUUCCUGUUCAUCUGUCUCCAUGGUACCUAUGCUUGGACCACAGGUUCCAUUACUCUCCUCACUUUAAGUCUCGCAUGGGGUCAUGAUCUCACUGUGACCCUUUGCUUUUGCUGACAUAAAGUGUGUGGUGGGACCAUUCUCCUUCUGUUUCCCCUUGCCAUUCCCACGCUGAGUUGGGAAGGAGAGGUAACGUGGUGAUGAACUCAUAUUCAUACACGCUCAUAUCAUUGAGAUUCAUCUUGUCAUUGUCAGUAGGACUCAUCCAGGUGUUGGGUGACCAUUUGUGUUAGAAAGUGCAUUGAGCCAAAGUCACCUGAGAUGUGACACAGAGAUACUGUCGGUGCAAAACAAGGCUGUCUGCACAGCAGCACCCUCUGGUGGGCAAAAGCAGUAUCAGGGCUCCCUUUUCUCCAUGCAGAACAUCAGACCCCUUGAGAGAGCCUAGCGUCCACCAUCUGUGCUAAAUGCUUCAUACGAAUAUAUCAGUCACCUGUAAUAGCGCUGUUUGACAUGAUGCGCACUGCCGCCCUAGCAACUGGCUUGCUCUGCACUGACCUGCAUGUAUGGGGAUCACAGUUCUGCAGCACAACCUAUCCCACAGACCUCCCUGAUGUACAGUACGGUACCAAAGAAGCAGGCUUUGACUUACCGUGUCACAUCUCUUCGCUGUAAUGUGCCACAUCUAACCAGGAAGCAAUGGCCGCUGUGUGAGUAAUAACGCACCAAGCAUCACCCACCCGAAAUCAUAGCGGUGGGCUUUUGUACAACUGUGAUGUGUUCCGCUGUUCAACAAUGUUCCUAGCAAGUCGACCUGUUUGUGAAACAGCACAGUGCCCUGCGGAUCUCUAGCCGUGUGUGAUAGUGUAGUGCUCCUUUAGUCAUUCUCCGUCACAGGCAAAGCAAGGCUCUACAGUGUGGGGCUGUCACGUGUACAGAUAAUAAGGGGCAGAAACCCUGUCCCAAGGCAGAGCACAAUGAUUACACAAGCACAGGGGGGCGCUGCUCUCUGGCAGGCACCACACAAUAUUCAGUUCCCCGUAGCUCUUGAGUGACACAAACCCAGCACAAUAUACAGGGCCGUGUUCACUGGGGUCGGAUAGUAUAGUGAGAGGGAAUAGCACCGAGACUGUGUUCCACAGAAGCACACUCUGACAUUUAUGGAUACUGUUACGCCAUUUGCAAAACCCGGAACUUUUCUCUGUCGCCCUGUGUUCUGACUUCCAUUACCAAAGGCUAUUAACACCACUACUAAUCUGUAUAGAGUGCCAAGAUGUUCUGCAGCAGAUACUGCUGCUACUGCUUAUAUGGGCUGGAGCGUCCCAAACAAAACCCUCCCUAGUAUUUAUGCAUCAUAUUGUCCCUCUUGACAGUACUUUCUGUUGCUUCAUGGACUCCUGCUCUCAUAACUCCUCCUGGUGCUCAGGCUCUGUCUCCCCGUAUAAUCGUGCAUUAGGUAACUGCGCCCGGUCCCUCUUGCUCACCAUACUCUGCAUUGAUUGCCUGCAUAUUUAGCCCUCUUUGUUUUUGUUUUCCUCUAAAUACUACGAAUAUUUCACUUCAUGCCAAAGGGGAUAACCCCCACAUUUAUGAGUGUAUCCGUAUUGUCUCUUCUAGAUUUUUGCCACUGAUGCUCCUUCCCUGCCCCCCUUGCUUUGUACCCAUUGACUGUAUGCACACUGGGAAUUCUCCCUCACCUCCCUCCUACCAUUCAUCCAAUCACAGGGCUGGAUAUUUCAUAUGGAUACAUAGGACAAAUUGCCACUGUGGAUAUACGGAUUCCCAUACAUAAGCACAUAUUGGCUUCCAGUAAGGCCUAGGUUUUUUUUGCACAUCAAGACCAUGACUUUUCCCUAUCUACUCAGGGAUCAUUCAGAUAUCAGUCAAGCCAGGUAGAAAAUUCAGUUGGCCUAUGACUGUGCCACCCUGCGCAAGCACAUGGGCAAUCUGAUUAUGUGCCCAAGGGUAAAGCUCCACUCAACGAGCCAGCCAAACAUAGGGACUUUAAAGUAUAUGCUUUAGAACCACUCCACUUAACUACCCUUAAUGUGCCCCUAAUCUUUGAACUGGGUACAGGGUGCAUCAGAGUCUUAGACUGUGCCACCUGCCUCUAUACCCCCCCCAGAGUCCAGUCAAUAGGAAGGGUGUAAAUGAUUGCCUUUUGAGCUAUAUUUUUAUAUAUGCACUGUCCAGUCAUUUAGAUCCCUUAUUUCUAUAUUAAUUCGCUACAUUAAGCCAUAAAGCAGUUUUUAAAAGACCUGUUGUGCAGUUGUGCAGUUUGAUAGCAGCUUGGGUGCUGCAGGUUGAAUUACAAACAAUAGGUGCCCCGGGCAGCACCACUAUGAGCAUCUCUGCACAGGCGCCAGUGUAUCCAGAGGAACCCUCUGCACUGAGUUUUGGGAAGAACAGAAAGGGUUCUAUUCACAUGGGAGGUAUACAGGGGAAAAGUAGAUUCUAAUAAAGGGCAGCUGCUGUCUCCUUCAGGCGAAUGGCACACAGGGGCAUCUAGUGAGCAUAGUUCCACUUUGCCUCAGACAGGGCACUUUACAAAUAGUGACAGUCAGAUCCUUAACAUCCAAUGCCAAAUGUAGAUCUCAGAUGCCGAGAAGCACAAUAGGGAAUUGCCCCAACUGGGCUCCAAUUACAGUCUCACUCCCCCCUAUAAUAUCAGCAAGACCAUCUAACCAGCCUUACCCAGUGCUGCCAGCUGACUCCCCUUUACCAACCUGCGUUCAUAUUAACUCCCAUGCAGCUCCCGUGUUUAGCGAAAUGCAAUGUGCCAUAAUUGUGCCCUUACUGUCAUGCACAUAACAGCAAAUUUCAAUAUUCUUGCGUUUUUUAUUUUUUCGCCGCCCGUUUAGGCCAGCCCCAUAAUCUUGUGGAUUCUUUUGGUGCCAUUGCAAAUGACAGCACUAACGAAGAGUUUCAGUGAGUUGAUUUUAAAUAGAUAUUAUUAAAUGGAAUUAACUGAUUAUCUUCAUUAGAGAUUACUUAUCAUGAAUGAAUUCUCUAAUAAUACAGUUAUAUCUUCCCACUAUAUACACAUAAAGGCUGCAGCUAGCGCCAACUCCAAGUGAAGCAUUUGCCAUAAUGACCAUUAUGAUAUCCAGCCCUGGCCACUAGCCGCGCAUGUCCAUUGCAUCAUCUCCCUCAAGGGAACAUACUUGGACACUGAUGGAAAAUUAAUUCAGGAUCAUUUACAACCACAUACACCAGUACAGCAGCCAAUCAGCAACUAGCUUUCAUCUGUCUACUGCAGAUGGUAUAAUGACAGUUAAUAUCUGAUUGGCUGCUAUAACUCAUGUGACUGGAGCAGAUUUAUACAAUGUUAGUAACCAGCUCCAGGCAGCAGAAUGUGUUCCCAUAGUGUCCUAUGUAUGAGAGUAUGCUCACCUUGCAUUUACCCCCCAUGAUGCUAAUUUAGAUGCCACAGGUUACCCUCUGUCGAAACAUGGGGAAGGAUGGAAGGGGGCAGGUUAGGAUGAGGAUUCAUUAAUUACCCCCCCCCCCCCCAUGGCCAUUUUGCUUGUAGCUUUUGCGUGUGUUUGGGCCUUGUUUUGGGAAUGUGACUGUGCUACGAGGGGUGGUUUGUGUGUGCAUCAGGCAUUAUGUCCGCUCGUUCUCGUCAGAUCCUCCAUUCCAGAAGAGAAAUGAAAUCUAUAAAUACGUAUAAAUAUAUAUAAAUAUAUAUAUAUAUCUGGGAGGCUGGAGGGUCAUCGCUGCUGAAAUUUCUCUCCAUCGGUUAGUGGCUUUUUUCCGUUAACUGGAGCAAAAGUUUAUUUAUUUACUUAUUUAUUUGUACAGAAAAAGUUCAACAAGUGACAGAAAGUUUGUAAGAUAUCGUGCGUGUGUGAUUUACUUGUAAAAUAUUUUCAAAUGGUUUAUUACAAAGAAUCAGUUAAUAAAUAAUGUGCAUAUUUUCACUUCA
Messenger RNA from Xenopus tropicalis (tropical clawed frog), 7686 nucleotides. RefSeq names its product calcium voltage-gated channel auxiliary subunit alpha2delta 2 (gene cacna2d2). Lineage: Eukaryota; Metazoa; Chordata; Amphibia; Anura; Pipidae. Bases 94 to 3444 code for a protein of 1116 amino acids. Gene Ontology annotation, cellular component: membrane. The transcript is spliced from 39 exons. Gene Ontology annotation, biological process: calcium ion transmembrane transport. The record is from RefSeq and is a predicted model, not a curated record.